CUAAAGCGUGCGGCUCUGUUGCCUGAGUAUUCCAGUCUCUGUGUUCCGAAAGCAUGGCUUUCCCUGCAGGAUUUGGAUGGGGGGCGGCCACCUCAGCUUAUCAAGUGGAAGGAGGCUGGGAUGCAGAUGGAAAAGGCCCUAGUGUCUGGGACACAUUCACCCAUCAGGGAAGAGAGAGAGUUUUCAAGAACCAGACUGGUGAUGUAGCUUGUGGCAGCUACACUCUGUGGGAGGAAGAUUUGAAAUGUAUCAAACAGCUUGGAUUGACUCAUUACCGCUUCUCUCUUUCCUGGUCACGUCUGUUACCUGAUGGGACGACAGGUUUCAUCAACCAGAAAGGAAUUGACUACUACAACAAGAUCAUUGACGACUUGUUAAAAAACAGGGUCACACCCAUCGUGACCCUCUUCCACUUUGAUUUGCCUCAGGCCUUAGAAGACCAAGGAGGGUGGUUGUCAGAGACUAUCAUUGAAUCUUUUGACAACUAUGCCCGGUUUUGUUUCAGUACCUUUGGGGAUCGAGUCAAGCAGUGGAUCACUGUCAAUGAGCCUAAUAUUUUCUCCCUGAUGGCAUAUGAGUUUGGUAUAUUUCCUCCUGGUGUGCCUCACCCUGGAACUAAAGGUUAUCAGGCAGCUCAUAACUUGAUUAAAGCUCACGCCAGAUCAUGGCACAGCUAUGAUUCCUUAUUCCGAAAAGAGCAGAAGGGGAAGGUGUCUCUAGCAAUUUUUGCUGGCUGGGUGGAACCAGCAGAUCCCAAUUCAGUGUCUGACCAGGAAGCAGCGAAAAGAGCCAUGGCCUUCCAGUUGGAUUUCUUUGCUAAGCCUAUAUUUAUUGAUGGUGAUUAUCCAGAAGUCAUCAAGUCCCAGAUUGCCCUCAUGAGUAAAAAGCAAGGCUACCCAUCGUCAAGGCUUCCAGAAUUUACAGAAGAAGAGAAGAGAAUGAUCAAAGGCACAGCUGAUUUCUUUGCUGUGCAAUAUUACACGACUCGUCUAGUCAAGUACCAGGAGAACGAGAAAGGAGAACUGGGCUUUCUCCAAGAUGCGGAGGUUGAGAUUUUUCCAGACCCAUCCUGGAUAAGUAUGAAGUGGAUCUACGUGGUACCGUGGGGAAUACGUAAACUACUGAAAUACAUUAAGGAUACAUAUAAUAACCCUGUAAUUUACAUCACCGAGAAUGGGUUUCCCCAGGGUGACCCCGCAUCUUUUGAUGACACUCAGCGCUGGGAGUAUUUCAGACAGACAUUUCAGGAGCUGUUCAAAGCUAUACAACUUGAUAAAGUCAAUCUUCAAGUAUAUUGUGCCUGGUCUCUUCUGGAUAACUUUGAGUGGUGCCAUGGGUACAGCAGCCGGUUUGGUCUCUUCCAUGUUGAUUUUGAAGAUCCAGCAAGACCCCGAGUGCCUUACACAUCAGCCAAGGAGUAUGCUAAGAUCAUCAGGAACAAUGGCCUGGAAGGACCCCUGUAGAAAUGAUGGCUGGGCGACUUCACUGGAAAAGAGGCCUUUGCUCUCAAUAAUGAAAUCUGCUUUGGUGAUCCCUCAGACAUCCUCAAGUUGCAUUUGUAAUCAAGAGGUCCUCCCAGCUGAUCUGUGAUCGCAAAGUCUGAAUAUGUCAUGCCUGGGGAUGUAUUUAAUCAUGGCUUUUCCUCUUCGUAUUUGAUCAAUGGCGCUUUAAAAAAAUAGAAUAGAAAGCCACUGAUAUUGAUUUGUUUUUAUCUUUUUGCCUUUUCUCUGCCACUCCCGCGGCAUAUGGAGGUUCCCAGGCUAGGGGUUGAAUCGGAACUGCAGCCACCAGCCUACGCCAGAGCCACAGCAACGCGGGAUCCGAGCCGCGUCUGCAACCUACACCACAGCUCACGGCAACGCCGGAUCGUUAACCCACUGAGCAAGGGCAGGGACCGUACCCGCAACCUCAUGGUUCCUAGUCUGAUUCGUUAACCACUGUGUCGCAAUGGGAACUCUGAAAUUGAUUUUUAUGUUAAGAAAUCAGGUAGACUUGUAAACUUCAUUUUAGAUCCUUAGAAUUUUUCUGGAAAAAAAAACGCAAAAUUUAUGAGCACAGUAGGCUCAUGAUUUGCAACUCUAACAGCGAAUCACUUAUAAGAAUAUUUGUUUAUGAGCCUAUUGUUUUCUGUUUAUGUAAGUUAUCGUUUGCUUAUGUAGAUCCACUGUAAUGUGGUUCAUAACUUUUUACUAUUUAAUCUAGUCUACAAAUCAAAAUUCAAAUUUAGUUACAUUAUAUAGCUAUGCAUUCUAGCCACCAACAGGAUGAAGUGAUAACCUACUUAAUAAAAUGGAUUGGUCGAUGUAUUUGGCAACUAUUUUAAUCUUUGCACGAAUGAGUACAUCUUCCUCUUGUCUGAUAAGUCUUUGAAAAAUAAUACAUAAAUAAUAUAAAUUAGAUUGUAAAUGGCAAAAGGAGUAUUUGAGUAUGGAUAUUGAACAUCAAUUGGAUACUUACUGUAUAGUGACACCAAAUUAAAAACAAAAGAAUGAG
Molecule: messenger RNA, 2493 nt
Organism: Phacochoerus africanus (Common warthog)
Lineage: Eukaryota; Metazoa; Chordata; Mammalia; Artiodactyla; Suidae
Product: cytosolic beta-glucosidase
Exons: 5
Coding region: 54-1463 (469 amino acids)
Biological process (GO): carbohydrate metabolic process
Molecular function (GO): hydrolase activity, hydrolyzing O-glycosyl compounds
Source: RefSeq, a predicted model, not a curated record